UCUGUGUCAUGCUCCUUGACUGCACUACCCACUUUCUGUCUGGAUAAUGUUUUGGUCCUUUUUGAUUGGAACACAUACUUUCUGACCACACUGACCAGACAUUUUGGAUACUGAUUAUUGAUUUUCUGAGGGCAGGAGAAUGGCCUUAAGACCACGAGACGUUUUCUCUUUCAAAGACUCUGAACUGCCUUCCCACCUUCUUGCCCAGCUCAACAUCCUUCGUCAGGAGCGUAUCCUGACAGACGUCCUGCUCUGCACUGAGCACCAGGAGAUCCCCUGCCACAGGAACGUCCUGGUGUCCAGCAGCCCGUACUUCCGCGCCAUGUUCUGCAGCAAUUUUCUGGAGAGCAGUCAGGCCCGAGUGAAUCUGAAGGGAAUCUCCUCAAAUGUCCUCAGUGGCAUCGUGGACUAUGUCUACACAGGCUGUGUCACUAUCACCAUGGAGAUAGUGCUCCCGCUCAUGCAGGCAGCCUCCAUGCUUCACUAUGGAAGUCUCUUUGAGGCCUGCUCCAUGUUCCUGCAGGAGCAGCUGAGUCCAGAAAACUGUCUGAGCAUGAUACGACUGUCUGAGAUCCUUCACUGUGAGAGUUUGAGGGAGAGGGCGAAGGAGAUGGCUGUGAGGUGUUUCUCUGAUGUGGCCGCUACGGAAGACUUCUGUGAGUUGUCUCUACCUGAGCUAAUGUGUUACCUAGAAGACGACCGACUUUGUGCUGAGGAGGAGCAAGUGUUUGAGACCCUCCUGGCAUGGAUCCACCAUGACCCGUUCUCACGACGCGGUGCAAUCCACGAUCUCUUCAAGAAAGUCCGUCUUCGCUACAUCCACCCGACUUACCUCUUCCAGUUCAUUGCUAAUGACCCACUGGUGCAGUCCUCCACCCUCUGUACUGAGAUAAUCGAGUCAGUGCGUCGCCUCAUGCUUACAGUCAGCACCAAGUGUAGCCGAGAGCUCAAGCCGCUUUGGACAACGCCACGACGUUACACCUGCAGAGAAACACUGGUGGUGGUUGGAGGACGCAAAAACAAUGAACAGACCUCACGAGAAGCCCUACUAUAUGAUGAGAGAACUCAUCGGUGGCAGUGGUUGGCCAAGCUUCCUCUGCGCCUCUACAAAGCUGCAUAUGUGUGUAUUCAUAGCAUCCUCUAUGUGCUCGGUGGGCUCAGCCUCUGCAUGACAUCAGGUGACAGUUCAGUCAGCGCCACAGUUUACACACUCUCCCUGAAGACCAACCAGUGGCGGACUGCUGAGCCCAUGUUGGAGCCACGAUACGCCCACCAAAGUGUGUCCUAUCUGCACUUUAUUUUUGUGUUAGGAGGCAUUGGGGUGGACAAAAAGAUCUCUCAGUCUGUAGAAAGAUAUAACAGCAUGUUUAAUCAAUGGGAGGCCAUGGCUCCAAUGCCCACAGCAGCGCUGCACCCAGCUGUUGCAGCCAGCGAUCAGAAGAUCUAUGUUUUCGGAGGGGAGGACGCCAUGCAGAACCCAGUCAGGCUGAUUCAGGUGUAUCACAUCUCUCGUAACUUGUGGUCAAGGCUAGAAACAAGGACGGUGAAAAAUGUUUGUGCUCCUGCUGCUGUCAUUGAAGACAAGAUCUACAUCAUAGGAGGAUACACCAGGCGAAUGAUUGCCUAUGACACCAAAGCCAACAAAUUCGUCAAGUGUGAGAACUUAAAGGAGCGGCGGAUGCAUCACAGUGCUACAGUGAUCAACAACAAGCUCUAUGUCACCGGUGGACGUAUCCUCAACGGCCACGAUGUCAUCGAGGACUCAGACUGCUUCGAGUGUUACGACCCAAAGACAGACGUUUGGACCUCGAAAGGUUCUUUGCCGUACAAGCUGUUUGACCACGGCUCCCUGCCGCUGGUCUGUGUUUCCAACCGACCCAACCCACCGUGAGCCACCAUCCAACCAGUUACUUGGGUGAAUGCUUUGCUGCAUGUUCUUCUUCACCUCCCCUUUGCUGUGACUUAACGGCCUCUAACUACACAAAUGGGAAACCAUUUCAAACUGACUGCAUUCCUUCACACAGCUCACGCUGCCACAACUUAGCAGCAUGUUAGGCCAGGCCGACUUUCAUCUGACUCAAAGGAGAGCCCAGCUGACAGGCAGAGGUGUCAUUACUAAGGCACCUGGUGUGGAACUGAGCUGAGAGCCCAUGAGAUGAUGGGAGGCAGACGUACUUACAUAACAAGCAGCUGUUCAGACACAUACGUAAUCCAAAAAGCUCUUUCCGCAGAUGGCUGCGCUCGUUUGAUGAUAACUAAAAGUGUUAAUGCUUUAAUUUCCCAGACAUUUAUACGCAGCAUAGCACUGCCUGGCAGCUGCAGCUGACUUCACUCUAACAAUUAAAUACAUAGGGAACUAGAGACUUGGAGAGCGCAGACCUCCACCAGGGCCAGAUGUUCUUGCACGUAAUGUUAACAGAAGUGAAAAAUAAAUUGUGAAUCCACCCCAUGAUUUGGAUCAUUUGAUUUGGUUUCAUGAAAAUUAGGCCAGUAGUUUUUCUGUAAUUCUGCUGAUAACAACUGACCUGAAAAAAUAACAUUUUUGGCGACGGCAUGGGCAGAUUAUGUGACAAUGGGCCCCUGGGCACAGACAUGCAAAGGGCCCCACCACCUCUCCUACAGAGGAGCAAGACAGGCAGACUUUCUUUGUAGUCUUUAUGUAUCUUUUUGAGGUUUUGUGGUCAUUUUGUGUGUCCUUGUGGUUGUCUGCUGUGCUUUUGUAGUC
Epinephelus lanceolatus (giant grouper) is the source of this 2725-nucleotide messenger RNA. RefSeq names its product kelch-like family member 38a (gene klhl38a). Gene Ontology annotation, molecular function: protein binding. NCBI's taxonomy places the organism in Eukaryota, Metazoa, Chordata, Actinopteri, Perciformes, Serranidae. The record is from RefSeq and is a predicted model, not a curated record.